This is a messenger RNA of Neurospora tetrasperma FGSC 2508, 717 nucleotides long. RefSeq lists its product as uncharacterized. Lineage: Eukaryota; Fungi; Ascomycota; Sordariomycetes; Sordariales; Sordariaceae. Bases 1 to 717 code for a protein of 238 amino acids. The transcript is spliced from 3 exons. The record is from RefSeq and is a predicted model, not a curated record.
AUGGCUGACGACUCUGAGCCUCAGGACAGCAAACUCUCCACAGCCGCAAACAUCGUCGGCCUCCUCACUUUCACUCUCGCGGCGCUCAAUCUUGUGAUUGUCCGAGUUCUACAAAACGAAAGAAGCAUAGUCAACCAACUCCGGAAAAGGGGGUGGAGGAAUUCUCUCAACGCCUUGGAACAGAAGAUACGUUACAUUCGGCUCUUUAAUCCAUCUUUCGUCGGCUUUGGAAGAGAUCAAAUCCAUGCCGGCCAUGCUUCCGGAGAAAGGUCCGACCUGGAAGACAAGCAGCCAGAAGAACGGUUAAGCGAGAUUUUCAAGGAUGUUCAGAAUUGUUAUGACCAGGGAAAGGUCAACGUCAACGAAACAGAAGCUAUUGAGAACCAUCUCGCCGAACAGAUUAGCCCCGCUGGCUACGCAAGAGCUACGAGACGGUUGAUAUCGCAAUGGGAUGUGGAGGGCUUUUACGAGGCGUCAAUGUCGGUCUGGAGACAACUUUACAAUCGGAGAGAAGCGCGAGAGGCUGCGGGUAAAUUGGAGGAAAAUUACCAGGAGUUGUCCUCCAUCGUGGCUGAUGUGGACUCGCACAUCUUGCUCAUACAGGGACUCAAAAUACUGCAGCUACAAAGCACCAUCGACCGUCAAGCGCAAGCAGUCAGCGAACUGGAGAACGUCAAAAAGACUCUCGAGGGAACACCACCAGCACCAGCUUCUUAG